AUGAUUUUCUCCUCAUUUUACAGUCGUAACGCAGGCGCAGGUGCUGGACAGGGGAAAGUGAAAGGAAGUGGAGCAGCCGGAGGUGAUUUCAGGUGUUUUCAGGUGUUUGCUUUGCCUGGCGGUCACAGAAAAUACGACGCAAGCCGCGGCUCGUGGCGACGUGUAGCAGGAAGAAUGGCAGAUAAUGGAAGAGGGGAGUCAGAUGGAGCGUAUGAUGUUACUGAUAUUCCAGCAUGGGAUGAAGGUCCUAAAUCAAUGGAAGAAAGCGGAGCUAUGGAAAACAGCAGCACACCAACAGUUUUCAAAGAUAAAAUGCAUAAAGUCAGGAAGUCUUUCAAAGGAAGCAUCAGACGAAUGGGAGAAAAAAGCCCCCUGUCUCUAAAAAACAAGGGGUCCACAAGCAAAGAGAUGGGAAACACCCCAGAUCUUCUGGCACACACUCCACCUUCACCAAAUUUAAGUAUAGGGUCAUCCUCCCCACACAAGAGUGCAGGUGAUCCAUCACAGAGCCCACAGGUCCAGAAACAUCAACCUUCACAUUCAAGGACUCAGUCAGACUCAGUUAUUGUUUUUGGGGAUGAAUUGCCAAAGAAGCAGGGACCUGGUAGAUGGAGUUUCCGUCUGGGGAGCAAGAAAGACAAAACAGGAGCCCAAACAUCCAAACAGGAGCAGCUGGAGGUGCUCACAGAGAAUUGGGCCCCAACAGAGGAGAUGAAACCAGAGGUUACAGAAGAAGCAGUGGAGGUCCCAAUAUCAUACACACUGCCUGAGAUUCCUGUAGCACCUUUGUCAGUAAUGCAGAUUAACAAGCUGAUUGAGAUGGAGGUCUUGGAAGAGGCUUAUCUGAACCUUCUGUCUCUGCGGAAGGAGUUUCAGCAUGAGCGGACAGCUCUAGGUGAGGAGGACUCUCCAGUGGAACUGGCCCAUAAGGAGAAAGACUUGAGUCUGCUCUACAACUCACUGAGGACCAAGCUAAACGCCAUUGUCCGGCAAUCCUGUGCCCUGCCCUCCCGCAACAAGGAGCUGCUGGUGCAUGUGGCCUGCAUCAUCCAAGAAGAGGAGAAAAGAGAAGGAGAUCUGGGGGGGAUGAGUGGAUGGAGGGAUGCAUGGAGGGAUGCAGUAAAGGAAGGCUUGAAAGACACUGUCAAGGGGGUCCAUUUGAAUAGCCAUGAAGAAAGUGCUUCCUGGUUGGCAGUGCACUUAGGGCUCCUCGGGAAAGCCGUGGUGGAAGACUUAGAGAAAGUGAAGACAGAGCUUGUUAACUCUUAUCCACUGAGCUUUAAUGUGUUUGAAACCUACACAUUAUGUUGUCAUGAGGUUGUAGGAGAACACCUGAAGAGGCUUCUGGAAAAAGUGACAGAGAUGAGGGACUACCAUGCUCUUCUGGAUUUUAUUAUUCACCGCUACACAAGUGAAAAGAUUAUGGGUAGCAUUUCCUUGCAACCAGAACUAAAGGAAGAGCAGAGAACCCUGAAACUGGAUGAGGAUUUUAUGAACAAGAUAAAGACUGGAUACUGCACUCGUGUACAGGUAGAGAUGAGGUCAUCCCUGGACAAGGUUAUUGAACUGGAACAUGAGGAAAUGUGGAAAGACAGCAAUGAACCAGAGAUUGACGAGGACCUUUAUAACUCUCACAUCCACAUGGACAUCUGGACGAAUAUAAAGGGAAAAGCUCAGGCAACCAGGCGGCUUGAUAUGAAACUGGAGCAGAAUGUUGUGCGCUGUUGUCUUGAGGAGCUGAAACAGUUUCCAAAACGCUUUGAGUCAGCCUUUGUGCAGUGGAGCAGUGCUCUGACAGAUUCCUCCCUAUGGGCCGUGUAUCACAUCACUUACAUCAACAGCUUCAGUGCACUGAAAGAGCACAUGGAGGGCUACAGGGACACCUGCCCGCAGCAGAUGGAACAGCUGGGCAAGGAGGUGGAUGGACUGGUUCACCGUCUGAGUCAGACUCUGCUGGAACGAUUCCAAACUGAUGCAAAGCCCUUUCUGAGGAGGAUGUUAACAAGGAAGUGGCUCUCGACUGACGAAGACUUCCAGCAACUUACUACCAGGAUCGAAAAUCUGUCUAAACAGUGCAAACACAUGAGUUCCCAACAUGCAGAGGCUCUUGUAAGUGAGGUGCAAUACUUUGUGGUGAAGGAGUAUGUGUCUCAGUUGAUGAAGAAUAACUACUCAUGCAAAAACAGGAAGAAUGAAAAGGCUGCCUCGAAAAUGAGCGAGCAGUGGGGUGAACUCAGAGAGCUUUUUCAGGAAAUGAACUCAUCACAAAACUGGCUCUACCCAGUGGGAGACCACCUGAGCAAGAUCGUCGGACAGAGAAAUAAAAGCGAAAUAAAGAACAACCUAAAGCCAUUGGUUAAUGACUAUCCAGACAUCAGUAAAAAACAUCUCUCAGCUGUGCUGUAUUUCCGUGGAAUGAGCCGAGGCAGGGAGAGACAAGUGAUUCUGCAGAAGCUCUCUGAGCUGAAACGACUCCACAAAAUAUCUGGGAAGACAGAGCAUGCCCUCUUUACUGAGAUUCAGCCAGCAGUGAACACGGACUGUCUGGCCAACUUGCCUUUCUCCUGCUUCUCCAUGCUAAUCCCAGACAGUUAGUCGAGAAACAACUGUGAAUUUUGCACUGUGUGCUUUUCCUUUGUCUUACUGAGGGGUUGUAGACUAGACAUAUGCUGAUCAAGUACUUUUAAAAUAGAGAUCUCAUGUUUUAACCCCUUAAACCUCACAAACGUCUAUAUCUUAAGGCUUAUUAGAAUCUAAUUGCAUGAAAAACAAUGAUAAAUCUCUAUUGAGUUACACCUGAUUGUACGAGACAUGAACUUUUGUUAAGAUGUCUGGGGACUGCAAAGUGUAUUCUAUGGGAGUUUCCAAACUAUGGUAUGUGUUCCACUGGUGGUUUGGAAAGCAUCCCAUGAGUGUACGCCAGAUGGUAUUUGCUCUAUCCACAAAAAUAUUCAUAAUAGAAAUUUAUAAAAGGUUUCAUAAAAAUAUAUACUAAUUUGUUCUUAGUGCUUAAUCCAUUAGAUUUUGUAUGCAAACCCACACAAGUUCUGUACUCUCACAAUUUUGCUUCUGUGUAGUUCUAUCAGUGUCACAGGCCCUACCAUAGAACCCUGUAGCACUUCACAGGAUAUAGCAAGCCAAUCAGUUACAGAUAAGUAAUUAAUGCAAUUCACUAUACUGUCUCAAACACCUUUGCAAAACAAACAAAUAAUGAAUAGUUUACUGUUUUUCGCUGAAUUCUGUGGUCGUCCGGUAAUUUUAUUAAUUUUAUUAAUUUUAACACAGAUCUCUGUUCACUGCCACACACCGUAAAUACACUUUGGGAGCGCAUUUCCACGGAGAUCCACGUAAACACAACAGUUAGUGGAAAUGGAGGAGUUACUGAACCAAUUCCUCAUGUGACAACACUUCUGUUUUUCAAUUGCAGUCCAGAUUCAAGAGUUUUAUCACUGAGUAGAAGUGUGAAAUAUUUUUUACAGACGUCCCCCUGAUAAACUAAUCCCAUCCGGAUAUGGUUUAAGUAAGUUAAAGUGGAUUAUUUCUGCUUUUAUCAAUAAGACAGUGGGUACGCGCUCCCUAGAGAGGGUUGCUUUUCAUAGCGAGGGUUGCUUUUCAUAGCGAGGGUGCUGUAUUCGGCAAAACACCAGUAAGCCCACUGAGCAGUAAGUAAUGACGUAAGCGUGCUUGGGUACGAAUUGUUUAAAUGUAAUGUGAGUGCCAGCGAGGGAGUGGGGAGGCGGGGAGAACUGUGCUCCAGGACAAUUCAACCAAACCGUGCCUAUUGUCAGUACACUC
Messenger RNA from Astyanax mexicanus (Mexican tetra), 3795 nucleotides. Its product is annotated as exocyst complex component 3-like protein 4. NCBI's taxonomy places the organism in Eukaryota, Metazoa, Chordata, Actinopteri, Characiformes, Acestrorhamphidae. Gene Ontology annotation, cellular component: exocyst. The record is from RefSeq and is a predicted model, not a curated record. Gene Ontology annotation, molecular function: SNARE binding. Gene Ontology annotation, biological process: exocyst localization; exocytosis. The coding region runs from base 1 to 2595 and encodes 864 amino acids. The transcript has 15 exons.